Trichosporon asahii var. asahii CBS 2479 is the source of this 2457-nucleotide messenger RNA. RefSeq names its product diphenol oxidase. Gene Ontology annotation, molecular function: copper ion binding; oxidoreductase activity. The transcript has a single exon. The record is from RefSeq and is a predicted model, not a curated record. Bases 1 to 2457 code for a protein of 818 amino acids. NCBI's taxonomy places the organism in Eukaryota, Fungi, Basidiomycota, Tremellomycetes, Trichosporonales, Trichosporonaceae.
AUGAUCCUCCCCCUCAUCCACUUCGUGGCCUUGGCCAGCGUGGUCACUGCUGCCCCCAACCGACUCGACAAGCGUCAAGACAACAAUUCUCAAGCGCAGUCUGCUUCUUCCUCGCUGGCUGUUGGCUCAGUGGCAAACGGUCCUGCUUCCUCGGCUGCUGUGUCCGCCGACAGUACCGGCGCUGCUCCCUCUAGCAGCAGUGCUGCUGCUUCCCCUCCUGGCGCCUCCUCCGGCUCGGCCACUGCCAUCGGUGGCAGCGGUAAUCCCCUUCCUUCGGCGUCCCUUCAGUCAAGCGCAGUGCAGGGUGCUCCUGCUCCCUCGGCUUCCUCUCAGGCGGCCUCCGCGGAUGGAGAUGUAGCUCCCCCAUCGUCUUCUGUCGUGGCGUCGGGCGCUGCCCCGAGCCCUACCUCGGCUCCCGCAGUCGGUGGAACCAACAAUGGGACCGGCUUGUCUGGUCUGGCAGCUGUCGGCGGACAGUUGCAGCCAGGGGCUGUCUUUACCACUACCCGACUCAUAGACGCCGACCCCUUCCCUCUCACCCAGACUCUGGUGCAGACUUUCACAGUGCCCACGGAUGCUGCUGGUGCCCAGGCUACCGUUGCCGCAUCUGGUGGACUUGGGGACCUUUCGGGUCUUUUGGGCCUCGGCGGGGCCAACAACGCAGGUUUCAACAAAGCAGUAAUCUCGGCUUCCGGCAGUGCCGUGGAAAUCAUCACUGCCAUUCCCCAACCACCUCUUCCCAGCAAGAGCAAUUCUGCCGACCAAUCUGUUUUCACACCUGCUGCCGACUGGGACAUCACUGCCCCUCCCCAGACCCGUGAAUACACCUGGGACAUUGAGUACACAGCUGGAGCCCCUGAUGGGUUCCACCGUCGCAUGAGCACGGUCAAUGGCAUCUACCCCGGCCCCCUUAUCGAAGCCAACAAAGGCGACACCAUAGUAGUCCACGUUAAUAACAAGCUGGACCGGUCGCAAUCCAUUCACUGGCACGGGCUCCGCCAGCUCAAGACCCCUUUCAUGGACGGCGUCCCGGGCACGACUCAGUGUCCUAUCCGCGCAGGCGAGAGCUUUACCUACCGAUUCAACGUUGAUGACGAGACCGGGACAUACUGGUGGCACUCUCACUCCGGCAACACUCAAGCCGACGGCUUGCACGGUGGUCUCAUCGUCCACUCCCCGGACCAACCAUACCAGAGAGGCCGGGAUUACGAUGAGGAACGCAUCGUCUAUAUCACAGACUGGAUGCGAGACCAGGCUGACGACAUCGUCCUGGGCAUCAUCACGGAGCAAGGCUUCCGUGGACGCCCAGUCGUACCCCCUCCCGAUGCCGCCCUGGUCAAUGGCGUGGGCCAGUCUGUGUGCGCUGAUGCCGACCCCACCGUUCAGUGUGACCAGACUCAACCAGCAACAUUGCAAGUCUCCCAGAACCGCACCCGCCUUCGCCUGAUCAGCACCGCCAGCCAUGCCAUGUAUCGAAUUUCGAUCGACCAGCAUAAUUUAACCGUAAUUGAAGUGGACGACACACCCAUCGAACCUUUCACUGCCACCGAAAUCCCAAUGCAUCCCGGCCAACGCUACAGCGUCAUUAUCGACGGCAGCUCCAACGCCCCCGGUGACCAGAUCUUCCUGCGCUCUCGACUGGCCACUAACUGCCUGGGGAGCGAUGCCCAACAGCAAGAGCAGAAACUUGUCCUCCAAUUCCCAGGGAGCAACCUCAAUGAACCAGUCGAUCAGCCCUGGCCCAACCUCGCUGGGGCUGACACACCUUGCCGAGACCUUGGUGUAGCAGAGGGCGCUAAGUUGCUCCCUCGAAACAUCACUCAAGUCCCUCAAACUUCCUUCAAGACCGCGUCAUUUUGGACAGAGGCCGGAACCUUCACAAACUGGCUAGGAUUCGAGGUAGUCGGCUUCAACGUCAGUGGAGUCCAAUACCUCAAUUACGCGAACAAGCCGGCCUUGGGAGAGGUGGCUCUCAAUCGUGAAUUGAACACCUCUGCUGCUGGAAUCGUUGAGUUCAAUGGCGAUCUCGAUGGUGCCGUCGACCUCUUCAUCAACUCCAGGGACGCAGCUCCCCUAGCGCACCCAUUCCACAUUCACUCCCGGCCGUUUUUCAUCCUUGACAGAGGUGAAGGAAUUAUGGAAGUGGACCAACUGGACACCUCCAGGUUUGACUUGGUGAACCCCCUCAGACGCGAUGUGAUCACCCUCACUGGCCAAGAAUGGGUUGUCCUCCGACUCCCCGCCGACACCCCGGGGGUCUGGCCGAUGCACUGUCACAUUGGAUGGCAUUUGGCUGCCGGCAAACAGGGCCUCAUCAACAUGCAGCCUAACGCCCUCCGCGCACGUAUUGCCGCAGGCGAAUACGGUCCUAGUGCGGUUGGCGAGGCCUUCACCGCCGAGUGGAACGGACUCUGCGCAGGCGUCGACCGUGAAGUGAUUGAAGCCGGUCGCCGCUAG